GGAAUAGCUUUCUGCAUAACUAACCUAACCCAACAUCAAAACUCCAUUUUAAAAGGCUCCCUCACUUAUAAUCUUAUAGACAAAACAAAAUAUUAGCCCAAAAAUGGCUAUGAGUUUGAGACCUAUUCGUCCUCAGCAACCUGCACGAACCCUGUCUCGGAAUUUCAAGCCUCAAACGGACUGGAGGGAAGAAGAAAAGGCUACCAUUUUACUCGUUUAUCUUCCUGGUUUUGUGAGGGAGCAAGUAAGGACAACCUAUGAUGAGUCCCAACGCUCCAUUAGACUACAGGGAGAGCAAAGGCUCCCCAACAACAGAAUGAGGCGUGUAGAUGAGAGAUACACUGUUCCAGAAAGUUGUGAGGGAAGUCAAAUGGAAGCAGAGUUUGGUCGUGGAAUUCUCACGGUCACGUUGCCCAAGACCAAACCAGCGCCAGAACCAAAACCAAAGGCACCAAUGCCUCAAGAAACUUCUGGUGACCUGAGGACUCGUAAGGGUGAAGAAGAGAUGGUAUCUGCAACUCCUGUUGAGAAGCAGAGGGGUGGUGAUAUUAAUGUUGAUGUUGCAAUCCCAGGAAAAACCACAAGCGAGAUGAAAUCUCUGUCUCAGACUGCUGGAGAAGAAACCUCUUCGAAAACAACUUCGAGCACCAAAGAAACAGAGCAAGCUGUUUCAACAUCUGAUUCAAAGAAGCAAAUUGAUGAAAGGAAUGUAAGGGAAGAGUCCGGUAAGAAGAAAGAAAAGGAUGAAACGGAAAAGCCUGUGAAAAUUAUAGAGUCGGUUCAGGGGAAGGAAAGGGAAAUUGAAGAAUCUGCAGUUCCCGAAAUUGUUGUAUCAGAAGUUGAAGAGAAGGAGAAAGAAAAGAUUAUUGAAAUACCGGAGAAAGAUUCUAAGUAUGCAAAAGUGAAGGGAGAUGUUGUAUCAAAAGCUGAAGAGAAGGAAAAGGAAAAGAUCAUUGAAUUAUCUGGCAAUGAUUCUAAGGAUGCUAAAGUGGAGAUUGCUGUUUCAAAAUCUAAAGAGAAGGAGAAGGAAAAGAUUACUGAAAUAUCUAGCACUGAUUCUAAGGAUGCAAAAGUGGAGAUUGUUGUUUCAAAAUCUGAAGAGAAGGAGAAGGAAAAGAUUAAUUAUAUACCUGGCAAUGAUUCUAAGGAUGCAAAAGCAAAGGAGACGGCUGUUUCAGAAGCUGAAGAGAAAGAGAAGAGUGCUGAAAAAUCCGGUGACUCAGGUGAUGCUGCUGCAUCUGCCAAGUUAAGUCUGAAUAAUCAUGGGAAUCCGUUAGUUAAUACAACUGUGGCAACCAUAGUGAUUCUGGGACUUGGUGCAUAUUACUUUUACUCUUUUAGGACAUAAUCUAUAGCUUCAGAAAUCUAAUAUACUUUCAAAAUCAGC
Rubroshorea leprosula is the source of this 1387-nucleotide messenger RNA. Lineage: Eukaryota; Viridiplantae; Streptophyta; Magnoliopsida; Malvales; Dipterocarpaceae. The record is from the annotation of a GenBank genome assembly.